Molecule: messenger RNA, 1379 nt
Organism: Myzus persicae (green peach aphid)
Lineage: Eukaryota; Metazoa; Arthropoda; Insecta; Hemiptera; Aphididae
Gene: Dhpr
Product: dihydropteridine reductase
Exons: 5
Coding region: 522-1229 (235 amino acids)
Biological process (GO): tetrahydrobiopterin biosynthetic process; L-phenylalanine catabolic process
Cellular component (GO): cytoplasm
Molecular function (GO): NADH binding; NADPH binding; 6,7-dihydropteridine reductase activity
Source: RefSeq, a predicted model, not a curated record
UAUUAUUUGUAUUUUGAAUAAACAUAGCAAAGUUGCGUGAGCAUAAUAUCAGUAUGCAUUAUUGUUGUGUUUCGUAGUGUCCCGAGCCGGUCCGCGCCCCGCGAAUUUCAAAAUGUUAACGCCCUGCGGCCACCCAGCGGGCGCAGACGUGUACCGCCUAUCCGUUCGGUCCACGGUCCACUGACUUUCUAUUACAAUUUACAGUCAUAAUAAUCAUAAACUAUCACGAUAUUCACGUACACAAGGAUUACUGCAUUCGCGUUCACCUUACGAAUAAUUACGACAGUAGUCUCUCUCACCAUAUAGUUGCUGUUCACCAGUCACUUGCGACACGGGCUCGUUAAUAGACAGUAGUAGACGCGUUCCUACGCUCAAUAGUCGCACGUCGGUCACCGUCACACUCGCCGUCGCGUGUUGUUUUUGUUUAGUUCAUACCAAUCGUCCAGGACUCUUGGGUCACUUGCGUUUUCGGUGUUUGAUAAAAUAUUUUCGUCUACGGCAGGACUGAACCGCAAAUCGCGAUGGCUGCCGGCAAAGUAUUGGUGUACGGAGGAAAAGGAGCGUUGGGAUCGACGUGCAUAUCGUUCCUUUCGUCCCAAAAAUAUUGGGUUGGAUCAAUAGAUCUAACAAAAAAUGACAAUGCAAAUGCUAAUGUGAUUGUGGAACGUGAUGCUACAAUACUAGAACAAGAAUCACAAAUUUUGAAGGAGCUGGAUUCCGUUUUAGGAUCUGAAAAAUUAGAUGCUGUAAUAUGUGUUGCCGGUGGUUGGGCCGGAGGUAGCUCAAGCUCUGACGAUUUUGUAAAAAAUACUGAUUUGAUGUUAAAACAAAGUGUUUGGAGCUCAGUAUUAGCAUCAUCUAUUGCAUCUAAGUUCUUAAAACCUGGAGGUAUUUUAGUAUUGACUGGUGCUAAAGCUGCUCUAGGUCCCACACCAGGAAUGAUUGGUUAUGGUUUAGCUAAAGCAGCAAUACAUCAUUUGACAAAAUCGUUGGCCGAUGAAAAUGGUGGUUUACCAACAGGAGCUCAGGCUCUUUCAAUAUUGCCUGUCACACUUGACACACCCAUGAAUCGUAAAUGGAUGCCUAAAGCUGAUACUUCAACUUGGACUCCAUUAGAAUUUGUUGCUGAAUUAUUUUCUAAAUGGAUUAAAAAUGAAGAAAGACCUCCAAAUGGUUCACUUGUUCAGUUAAAUACAAAGGAGAAUAAAACAACUUUAGAAUUUGAAUAAUUCUUUAAAUAUAGAAAAAAAACAUUUAAAACCUUCAAAUUUCUGUCUGUUAAAUUGUACUUCUUUUUAUUUAUAUAUAAUAACUACGUACUUAAAAAUAAAUAUAUUAUGUCCUACUCUAUGGAUAAGGGUAAAGUUUAUAAAGUGUUA